Molecule: messenger RNA, 2155 nt
Organism: Daphnia carinata
Lineage: Eukaryota; Metazoa; Arthropoda; Branchiopoda; Diplostraca; Daphniidae
Product: glomulin-like
Exons: 1
Coding region: 260-2050 (596 amino acids)
Cellular component (GO): cytoplasm
Molecular function (GO): ubiquitin-protein transferase inhibitor activity
Source: RefSeq, a predicted model, not a curated record
UUCCUUAUUAUUUCACACAGUCGCGCAUUUUCCCAUAAAAAUUUGCAUUGUCGUUGCAAAAUUUGAAUAGUUAAUUCUCCCCAACUUGUAUUUACCUACCCCUGCUGUUCUAUUGGUAUUUUGACAUUUGAAAUUUGGAAAUGAAUGGAUAGUUUGUUUCAGAAGAAGGUUGAUCUUUAUUUAUCCAGGAUCGUGAAGGAAUUCGACUGUUGCAAAAUUCCAGUGAAACUAUUAUUGGUUGUCAUCUGGAGCUAGAAAUAUGUCUGCAGAUUUGUUCCUUCCCAACAUCAGCCGUUGGCUAGAAGAAGGCCAGUACCAGCAGAUUAAGAAUGUUAUUCUUGAUCGUACCCACAUCCCCAAAGUCCGGGAGCAUGGCAUGGAUAUCAUUCUUGGUGUGUGUAACCACCUCAACUCUGAAAAAAGUGUCUGGUCCGCUGAAAUGGAAGAGUGCUGUGAAUUCUCGUUGCUAAUGGUGGCACAGUUAUCAAACCCAAAGGAAGUACUGAUUGCUCUCCAAGAACAAGUGGCAGAAUUUGGAUCCAGCUCAAAAUUCAAAAUUCUCCUUUUGCCAUUUCAAGCCGUCCUGCUACGAUUACCUGACAAACAGAGCAACAUACUUAACAUGGUUUUGGAGACCAUUGGUGAACAUGUUAGCUCAUUACCACUUCCUAGUCCAGGAUAUUGCUUUGAAGGAAGAGAAAGAAUUCUUCUAGACACUGAUCCAAAAGUACAAUGCAUUUCAGACAUUUAUGAAGCUCUAGCAGAGUUCUAUGCUCCAUUUGUUAAACAAAUGUCUCUAAAUCGCGUUCAAACUAAGUUGGACGACGAAACCUGCUUACGAGAACGGCGUCGGGUGCUUAAAAAAAACCUGCUUAAAACAAUGGAACAACCAUUAAUCUGCAUGGACUUGCAUUUCGCCGAAGGAAAGAGCCCCAGUCUGCUGAGAAGAAUUGCCGAAAAGCUUGUUCAUCAUCUCUCGUGCGUCUGCGGAGAUUUGUUCUCCUUACCGGAAAUCGUUCAUCAUUUUCAAGGCAAAUACAAGUGCCCGUCCUCCUCUUCCUUUGACGACGGUAGUCCUCCACCAACUCUCAAGUCGCUGGGAAUGAUUUUCUAUCUUGUCUAUGGUGAACAGCUACCUUGCCCAAGCGUUCCUUCAAUCUACAGCCAGGAAUUCAUUUUCCAUACGGUUCUGCAAUACGCUGACCUUCUCCUGAGGAGUGAAGAACCACUCGUUGUUCACAAAGGACUGCUUCUAAUUCAAGGCUUGUUGAAGCAUGUAGGAGACUCGUCCCUCUCUAUCGACUGCCUUGAUCAUCCCAUCCAUUUUCAGAUAUUCCAGUCGUUAAUUUGGUUGGCCAUGUCAGGUGUGAACAGUCGAGAAUUCAAGAUCCUUUCGGUUGAAUUGUGGCGUCCGUACUUAGAUAAACUUCAUCCCGGCGCCCGCUAUCAUCUUCUCCAAAGUCUUCUGCCCACAUUGGAGCACCCGGGCCUUAGAGGAUUGGUGAUCAAUAUUAUUAAAGACCAGGUCGCCCUUUGUUUGGACAAAGAUUUGCCCUACUUUUUGCAAGAUCGCCUUGAUGGGUUUCUACCUUUAAUCUGGAGGCUACCUCAAGACGUGGAGACGGACCUGUUGGAACACAUGGACUCCAUCAUGAGUGCUUUAAAUCUAGCUCGCUUCCUCCUCCUUCGCGACAGGCUGAACGUGAGUGGAUUCGCCAAACAUUUGCCCCUCUUCGAAGCCCAGUUCACCGAACCACUCGCCAGAGCCCUCAAGCUUUCCCGAGCCCAUUAUGAACAUUAUGAACUCGAACUGAGCAAAAUUGGGGCUGGUGCCGUGGCCAUCUGCAAUGUCCUUUUGUCCAUGCCAGAAAUGUCUCUCGAACAGCGAAAAUCAGUGAUUGCAUCCGCAAUCAACUCGUUCGAUCUUCUCGAAAGCGUUCUCGCGCGAGUUGUGGAAUGUCUUCAUUCAUUUUCUGGAUCUCUUCCGACCUGCGAACGGGACCCGUUAGCGAAAACCGACAACUUAAAAAAUGCACAAUUCUCUGUUUAAAAUGGCUAAACGUUCUUGCGCCAAUGGCAAAAAGAACAACGCUUUUGCCUACUGACUGGAGGUGGAAUAAUACACCCGCUACUCUUGUGGCGUCUUGUCUCACAA